Molecule: messenger RNA, 2242 nt
Organism: Hippocampus zosterae (dwarf seahorse)
Lineage: Eukaryota; Metazoa; Chordata; Actinopteri; Syngnathiformes; Syngnathidae
Product: dynein regulatory complex protein 1-like
Exons: 1
Coding region: 204-1988 (594 amino acids)
Biological process (GO): cilium-dependent cell motility; regulation of cilium movement; axonemal dynein complex assembly
Cellular component (GO): axoneme; axonemal dynein complex
Source: RefSeq, a predicted model, not a curated record
UGUCAAUUAGAUUAUAUUCUCGUGACGUCCGUUUUGUUUUGUUGAAUCCCGACAUUAUGAAGGCCGUGAUGACGUCACAAAACCGCACCGUGCGAUGUCAUUUCUCUCAUCAGAGUAAUGAUUCAUCUUUGAUCUUUUUGGGCGUCCGAACCAAACUGCAAGUUGUGCGCCGUUUCCCAAUUUGACCACGAGUUUUUGAAGAAAUGCAGAGCCAGGAAGGCGCCGCGACCAGGCCGGAGGCCAACGAGGCCCCACAAGCCGCGGUGGCCGAACAGCCCAUGACGGCCCAGCGGGUCAUCCGCCUGCAUCGCGACCUGCUCUCCUUCUUCACCGACCUCCAGACGGCGGCCGACGCCAAGCAAUCGUUGCGGCGGAGCAAGUUUGAGGAGGCCCUGCGGCUGCGCACGGAGCGCCUGGAUGACUCGAAGAAUUUCAGCUUGAAGAAGCUGGAGGAGAUCAAGCAGGGCUGGGCUCAGGCCGCCACCAAGUCCACGCUGCCCGACCUCCUGGACUCCCUGCACGGUCAGCAAGCGCUGUGCUCGGAGAUGCUGGGCCACAAGAUGGACCUCAUCGCCUUGCUGCAGAAGAAGUGGUUGGACGGCGACGAGCGCCACUCCAUCGACCUGCGCAAGCAGACGGAGGCGCUGGACCUGAUGAUCGAGCGCAUGGACAAGGUGCGGCACAUGACCAUGGCCAACAAGGAGCUGGCGCACAUCCAGAGCCCGCACGACGUCUUCCUGACGCAGAGCCUGCGCGAGUGGGAGGGCUACCAGACGGAGCUGCGGGCCCGUCGCAAGGAGUGGCUGACCCAGAGGAAGCUGGCCAUGGAGGAGUACGAGAAGGCCAUGCCCAAGCUGGAGCUGGCGCAGGAACAGUGCAACACGUCCAAGCGCUCCAUCGACAUGAAGCUGAUGGAGCUGGAGCGCGAGCAGGAGGAGAUCAAGGGCAAGCGCAACGUGCUGGAGGCCCGCAAGCUGAGCUGCGACGAGAAGCCCGAGGUCAUCUACCUGCUGCGCAAGCGCGUCAACACGCUCAAGGUGCAGCUGAGCGACAUCAUGAAGAUGAUCCAGAUGGAGGAGGAGAGCUUCCAGCGCCGCGAGCAAUACCUGCUGGACGACAUCCGCCACAGCAUGGCGCAGCACAAGCGCAUCCAGAAGAAGAUGAAGCACUUUGCCCUGUGCGACGCGCAGACCUUCGUGGAGAUGUCGCGCAUGCUGGUGGCCGAGGUGAAGCUGCUGGCCGAGAGCGCGCUGGCGGCCGACUCGCACCUCUGCGCCCACCUGGGCCUGACGUGGGAGCGGCCCGCCGCCGCCAUGGAGCGCCGCUACCCCAUCCAGCCGCAGGACAGGUUCGAGAUGGCGGCGCAGGUGUACGCCGAGAGCGUGGCCGAGGUGGACGCCGAGACCAUGACGGCGCUGCUGGGGCUGCUGAGCGACGAGCUGGGCUUCCUGAUGGACAACAGCGAGCACCUCAGCUUCCUGUACGACGAGCGCCGCGCCGCCGAGAAGCUCCUGGGCCUGCUCAACGCCUUUGACUUCUACGACGACGACCUGAACAGGCUGGCGGCGUUCCUGCUCAAGUACGAGGAGCAGCACCGAGAGCAGGCGGGCAGCAGCAGCAGCGGCGACGGCGACGAGGCGCAACUCAUCCAUCCCAACAACGUCCUGCCGGCCUUUCUGAGCUUCGUCAGCUACCGCGUGCACUGCAUGAAAAGCUCGGCGCUUCGCCAUUACCUGGACUGGGACGCCGAUGCCGACAAGGCCUUUUGGGAGACGCUGGCCAACAUCAUCCCGCCGGCCAAGCUCAGAGUCUGGGACGCCGCCGAGAUCGCCUUGACGCGGUACCUGGCCGUGCUGGAGGAGAACUCGGAGAUAUUCCAGAACAAUCUGACGCUGGAGGAGGAAAACAGGGAGUUGCGCAGGCAACUGUCUUGCGAGAAUGACGGAAGCGCUUUUCUGCUCAAGGGCUUCCUGGAAAAAGACGCUUGAAAUGCUCCAUACCUUGUGUCAAAUGCUUAAGUGGACACUUAAUCGUUCCGGUCGCUCACGGCGGCAUCAAGACUGUACUCGUUCGUGUCACACACGCGCUCUCUUCAAGAAACGGCGUCCGCUGCGUUAAAAAAGGUUGCCAGGCUCUGAGUUGGCCUUUCUGGUAAGCGUGCCAAUGACGCAAAAGGCGUGAUUGUUUUGGAAGUUUUCCUUCUUUUUUUUUUUUUCUUCUCAAACCAGCAAGUUGGUGUCGU